GUGAUCAAAACCUCCCAAAGAAGACUCCGGCUUAUUUCAUCCGCUUCAUAUAUAUCACGAAGCCUUCGCUGCUCCCGCUUCAUUCUCCCAUCCGUCGUUCGGGAGGGAACUGGAUGGCGCAACUCCAAACCCUACGAUCCUGUUUCCGCGCUUUCGCCUUCAAUUCGGGUGAGCUAUGGCCGGAAAGCACUGCCGGAGGUUGGGCGACGGCGAUCGUCACGCUUCUGCUCAUCUCCUGGCAGCUCCUCCGACUCCUAUCUUCCCGGAGGAUCCCGAGGGCCUCCACCGCUCGGGCUUCGUUGGAAGACUCGACGUUGACGGAGAGUUCGGAAGGAGGUUCUCCGUCGGGGGUAUCUCAGAUCAUAUCUGAUGAUGAUUUGAGAGACUUGAUUAUUAGCUUGGACGAGAAUCUCGAACGGGACGAUAGAUGGGAACAUGUGAUUGAAAAAAACAAUGAUCUUGUGUCUUACAAAGCCAUCUGCUACAGGCCAAAAGAAGGACCAUUGAAAUAUCAUAGUGUUACAACAUUUGCGAACUGUACCACGGAACUUCUUAGAGAUUUCUAUAUGGAUAAUGAAUACAGAAAAGUGUGGGACAAGAUUCUAAUCCAGCAUAAGCAGCUACAGGUCGAUGAAAAUAGUGGGAUGGAGAUCGGGUGUUCAGUAAAGAAAUUCCCUCUCCUUACACCAAGAGAAUAUGUAUUAGCUUGGCGAAUCUGGGAAGGAAAAGACAAAACCUUCUAUUGUCUUAUUAAGGAUUGUGAGCAUCCUCUAGCUCCACAUCAAAAGAAAUAUGUACGGGUUCAUUUUUACAAAUCGGGUUGGUGUAUAAGAAAAGUUCCUGGUAGGGAUGCCUGUGAGAUAACAGUGGUGCAUCAAGAAGAUUCUGGCCUCAAUGCUGAGAUGGCAAAACUAACGUUUGCCAAAGGAAUAUGGAGCUUUGUGUGUAAGACAAACAGUGCAUUGCGUGAAUACCCCUCUCAUCCCAGUCGUGCAGUAUUUGUCCCUGCUCUUCUUCGACUUAUUAAAAAGGUGCCAUCAGAUUUCGAGGCUGACAUCCAGACUAGUACCCAUGAAAUUACAGAGAACUCAGGCAAUGACCAUGGAAGACAAAGCAAGGUGGAUGUUCCUGAUAAGAAACCGAUAAGUGCGACAACAAAGUGGAUAGCAAAUGGGCUUCUGAUUGUUGGCGGCAUUCUUUUCCUUUCGCGAGGUCGCACUACUAUUGCCACUCAGCUAGCCGCCGUGUGCAUGCUGAAUAAGUUUAUGCAUCGUGGGGAGUUGGACCAGGUUGAUCAUAACAGGUUCAGACCAUAUAAGCGGAAAGUCAGACAUAUUGGUUAAGUUUCACUGAUCGUUGAUGAAGCUUCUGGGGCCUGACCAGCCUUGCCAGUCUCAGAUUGCUACUGCAUUAACAUUCAUGUGUUCUUUCUUAUCAUCAUCAUCAAUAUAUAUAUAUAUAUAUACAAUUUUGGCAAUAAUGUACAGAGAAAGAAAGCAGUUUAUUUAUUUCCUAAGUCUUCAGUCAGCAGUUGCGUUACGAUGUACAGAGAAAGAAAGCAGCUUAUUUAUUUUCCA
Messenger RNA from Zingiber officinale, 1577 nucleotides. RefSeq lists its product as uncharacterized. Gene Ontology annotation, molecular function: lipid binding. The record is from RefSeq and is a predicted model, not a curated record. The transcript has 6 exons. NCBI's taxonomy places the organism in Eukaryota, Viridiplantae, Streptophyta, Magnoliopsida, Zingiberales, Zingiberaceae. Bases 114 to 1343 code for a protein of 409 amino acids.